AUGGAACCAUUGAUGCUCCCAUUGUUGAUAUACGUGUUUCCCCCAAAGUCUCCAGUUGCCCAUGCUGACACCCGAAGCCGAGACGCUGAUGGAAACUCCCCGUUGGAUGGAAUUGACCUCGAGUCUGUCAGGAAUGAAACUCUAGCCACGUUGCUUGACUCUGCGCUGAUCCUCCAUAAGCUUGGUGGCACAACAGUUGUGCGACUCUUGAAAUCUUUAGUGAUGAAAGCUGGUGGCAUGCUGCUUCCCGAGACGGAAGCACUUAGCUUGUCGCGUUUAAUCCCAACAUUCGAGCUCAAUAGGUCUGUAGCUCAUUUCAAUUCGAUGACGAAACGCAGUGCUUUGGGGAAAAGGGGUAUAUCGUGA
Messenger RNA from Monascus purpureus, 366 nucleotides. NCBI's taxonomy places the organism in Eukaryota, Fungi, Ascomycota, Eurotiomycetes, Eurotiales, Aspergillaceae. The record is from the annotation of a GenBank genome assembly.